AUGGGGGAUGGGCACGCAGCGCCAAAUCAAGGGUUUGAUGGAUAUCGGGAGUAUUUUGUAGGGAAGCAGCGGCUCCAGAAAGCGCAGGAGGAGCAGCUGCGGGGUGUGUGCGGGGCACGCACACCUAUCUUUCGAGGGUGUCGGGUGCACGUUAAUGGGCACACCGACCCCGACAGGGAAGAGCUUCGGCGCGAAAUCGUGAUGCAUGGGGGGACGUUUGUGCACUAUCUGGCGAGGCCGAGUGAUGUAACGCACAUCGUGGCUGAGCACGUACCAGUGGCGAAGCGUAGACUAUGGCACGCGUGCAAGGUAGUGCGGCCUGCGUGGGUGUCGGCGUGCUUGUGUAGCGGGGAGCUUGUACCCUGGAAGCCUUACGCGGCCGCAGGCACGGAGGCCGCAGCGACCAUUAUGGCCUCUGUUGGGAGUCCACAGGGGCCGCGACUCACUUGCAAGGAUCCUGGAUUCAUUGAGGACUUCUUUGCCAAAUCGCGCCUGCAUCAUCUCUCGGCCUGGAAGGCGGCUCUACGCGAGAGGUUUCUCGACAGGCAUCUCCGGAUGAAUGAAGGUGCGCUAAAUGAUUUGCGGGCUCCACCAGCACACGUCCUCCACGUGGAUUUUGAUUGCUUUUUUGCGACUAUUUCAGGCAUCAAGGCGGGCUAUCCAAGCAAGGCCGAAGUACCGUUGGCAGUGUGUCAUGGGGGUUCAUCUUCGGACGUUGCCUCCUGUAAUUAUGCUGCUCGGGAAUGUGGAAUACAAAAUGGCAUGUGGGUCUCCAAAGCCAAGAACUUGUGCCCCCAACUGGUUUGCCUCCCCUAUACCUACGAUGAAUACGAAACGAUUUCGAAUGCCUUCUACGAGGUAUUGGAGGGUUUAAAGGCUUUCGACGCAGUGUAUCCAAUUUCGGUGGAUGAGGCUGUCUGUGUUAUUGACAUGCCGCUCGAUACACUUAGUUGUCAAAACUUGUGUAUACGCAUCCGAUCAGAAGUAGCAGAGCGCACAGGCGGCUGUUCGGUAAGCGUGGGGUGCGCACCGUCCUUAGUUCUAGCCCGGUUGGCUCUCAAACGUGCGAAACCUGAUGGCUAUCUGGUUUGCACUAAAGAAUCAAUUAAGGGGGGUGAUACGCAGGUCGUAUCUCCUGCACAUCUAUUUGAAACGUGUGCCCUACGCGACCUUCCAGGCGUAGGUAGAGCAAUUGCAGAAAAGCUUUUAUUAGGAUCCACAGGCCAUGAGCAUACUAUUGCUCAGGUUAGCCAAUUAUUUUCACGCUCCGAAUUGAUAGCACGGCUGGGAUCUAUAACAGGUGCCAAGUUGGCAGAUUUGUUUCAGGGGCUCGACGAUGUAGAGUCCAGUAGAAUGCUCUGUAACCCCAGAGCAUACUUUGCGCGAAAGUCUUUAUCUGUUGAAAUCAACUGGGGUAUCCGCUUUGAUGCUGUCCCGGAGGUUGAUGCCUUUCUUGAUCGCCUUGUCCAGUAUCUGGUUGGUAAGCUCAAUGAGCUCCGCAUGACCACGUCCCAUAUUGUUUUGAAAAUAGCACGCAGAAGCAGGGAUGCCCCCAUCGAACCCCCCAAAUACUUGGGCAUGGGUGACUGUGACAGUUAUAGUAAAUCGUGCAGAUUAGGUCUUGCUACCAAUAUUCCUGGGGUUAUAUCUGCAGAGAUAAAGGCAGCUUUUCGCAUGCUAUGCUGCCCCGCAAAGGAACUGCGUGGUAUAGCCGUUCAGUUUCUUAAACUGAAGGAGGCAUCCAUUUCUCAAAUGCCCCGUCAGCUCAGGUUUCCAUUUGGUACAAUCAGACCUUUAACAACUCCAAAGAAUCGUAUCACAGCGUCGGUUACAGAAUUGCCACCUGUAGUUUAUAAAAGGGCCACUCCUAUUAAGGAUUUUUUUGACCGGCACAAGAGGACCUCGAGUUCACCAUCACCUGAUUUCACUCACAUGAUGUCUGCGUCAGCCUUGUGCGAGUCAUUCCUGGGUGGAUUACCUACGGAUCUAGCGGAAGAAAUCAGAAGAGAGCAUAGAAUCUAUCAAAAAGCAAGACGUUCUUAUUUGCAAAGUUCUCGAAAGAGAAUUGGGGCAGGCGCCCAUGGUAAUAAGUCCGAUCAUGCUCUUAAAAAUUUAGGAAUCCUUGAGCCAGUUACCUUCCAAAACUUGAUCUCCCAGGAGAAGAUAAAGAGCUUAGUACGAGAGUGGAUCUCUCAAACCUUGCGAUCUGAUGGCCCCAAUCAUAAAGACCUGGAUCUUUUCACCAACUAUCUCGAUAGACUAAUUUCCGGGGGUCCUCGAAGGCUCCCUACCCUCCUCUCAAUGGCGCGCCUGAUAUCAGAUCAAUUGCGGAUACACGAGGCACAGGGCGAUAGGCCAAGCUUCCAAGAAUGGGAAGAGUACCUAGUCAGGGUCGUCCUGGUAAGACUGAACCGCUGCAAGCAGCUCUAUACACAAAAUGUAGAGAUUCUAUUCGAUAUAUAUCCGCAGAUAGACCGCCCAUAA
Molecule: messenger RNA, 2484 nt
Organism: Eremothecium gossypii ATCC 10895
Lineage: Eukaryota; Fungi; Ascomycota; Saccharomycetes; Saccharomycetales; Saccharomycetaceae
Gene: REV1
Product: deoxycytidyl transferase
Exons: 1
Coding region: 1-2484 (827 amino acids)
Biological process (GO): error-prone translesion synthesis; error-free translesion synthesis
Cellular component (GO): nucleus
Molecular function (GO): deoxycytidyl transferase activity; damaged DNA binding; DNA-directed DNA polymerase activity
Source: RefSeq, marked provisional